AUGCCUCGUAGAGACACUCCAUUCAACAAAGAACAAAGCUUCUUUCACAAUGACAACAAAACAGGGGCCCAGAAUUUCCAAUUUAGACAAGGACAUAAUAAGAAAUUUAAAGGAGGUCAACAAAAUAGGCAAUCUGGAUUCCAACAACAGCCACGAUGUCAAACUUGUAGAAAGAAUCAUUUCGGGGAGUGCAGGCUUCUAACUAAGAGCUGCUUCAAAUGUGGCAAGGGGGAUCAUUUUAUCAAAGAUUGUCCAUUGAUGAAGAACCAACAAAAGAAGGACGAACCUCAAAAGACAAAUGCUAGGGUGUUCACGAUUACUCAGACUGAUGCUGAUACUAACAACUCUGUGGUGUCAGGUGAUAUUUUUGUAUCUGGUAUUCUCACUCGUGCAUUAAUAGAUUCAGGUCCCACAUAUUCAUUUGCAUCUCUGACAUAUGUAAAAAGGUUGGGUAGAUCAUGUGAAAAAAUCUCAGAAGUUUUUAGUACAAUGUUACCAUCUGGAGAGAUUUUGUAUUCUACUCAUUGGUUGAGGGGGGUUCCUAUUUGCAUUGAUGGUAGGGAAUUAUAUGCUGAAAUAAUAAUGUUAGAGAUGCACGAUUAUGAGGCCAGGCGACUGUUGGAAAGUGGAUGUAUGGGUUAUCUCGCCAGUGUGGUUGACACUUAUAAGGAGCAAAAGUUAAAACCGAAAGAUGUACCGGUAGUUAGAGAUUUCUUAGAAGUGUUUCCAGAAGAUUUACCGGGAUUGCCUCCUGACAGAGAAAUUGAAUUUGUGAUCGAGCUACUUCCUGGUACAGCCCCUGUGUCCAAGAUUAAAGCUAUUAGGAAAUGGAAUAGACCAGCAAAUGUUUCAGAAGUAAGGAGUUUUCUGGGAUUAGCAGGCUAUUACCCAAGAUUUUUUGAAGGAUUUUCCAAGAUAGAAAUGCAAUUGACACAACUGACGAGGAAGAUUCAUAAGUUUGAAUGGUCUGAAGCUUGUGAGAAAAGUUUUCAAGAGUUAAAGCAAAGAUUGGUUUCUGCUCCAAUACUUACUAUUCCAUUUGGAUCAGGAGGACUUGUGAUUUAUAGUGAUGCUUCAAAGCAAGCAAAUGUAGUUGUAGACGCACUGAGUAGAAAAUCUCAUGGUAAUGUGUCAUUUUUGAGGAAAUUGACAAGACCACUUCAGGAGGACAUGUGUAGAGCGGAGAUUGAGGUAAUCAUAGGAAGAUUAUCAGUAAUGACUAUUCAGUCUACCUCGUUAGAAAGAAUCAAACAAGGUCAAUGUGAGGAUCCUUACUUGGUGGAACAAAAAGGUGAAUUGGAAAGUGGGAAUGUCAAUGAGUUUAGUGUGUCAUGUAAUGGGAUGCUAAAGUUCAAGGAAAGAGUUUGUGUCCCUAAUGAUGAGGAGUUGAAGAGAGAAAUCCUUACUGAUGCUCACAAUACUUUGUAUUCAGUACAUCCGGGGAUGACAAAGAUGUUUAAUGAUUUGAAAAGACACUAUUGGUGGCCCAAAAUGAGAAAGGAUGUGGUCGAGUUUGUAGCCAAGUGUUUAACAUGUCAACAAGUGAAAGCUGAACAUCAAAAACCUGCUGGUUUUCUACAACCAAUACAGAUACCAGAGUGGAAAUGGGAAGAGAUUACUAUGGAUUUUGUAGUUGGAUUGCCAAAGACUUCUAAACAACAUGAUACCAUCUGGGUUAUAGUAGACCGAUAUACCAAAUCAGCACACUUUCUUCCGGAGAUUGUUAGACUUCAUGGAGUGCUAGUAUCUAUAAUUUUAGACCGGGAUGCUCGAUUUACUUCAUUGUUUUGGGAAAGUUUGCAAAGAGCAUUGGGCACAAAAUUGAAGUUUACUACGGCAUAUCACCCCCAAUCUGAUGGAAAAUCUGAAAGGACCAUUCAAACUCUUGAAGAUAUGCUUCAAGCUUGUAUCCUAGAUUUUCAAGGAUCAUGGGAGAAGUAUUUGUGUCUGAUAGAGUUUUCUUAUAACAUUAGCUUUCAUGCAACGAUUGGUGUAGCACCGAAUGAAAUGUUAUAUGGUAGAAAAUGCAGGUCACCAAUUCAUUGGGAUGAAAUGGGAGAAAGAAAGUAUCUUGGUCCAGAUCUUAGUAGACAAAAGAGUUAUGCUGAUCGAAAGCGAAGAGAUGUGGAGUUCAACAUUGGGGACAAGGUAUUUCUGAAAAUUGCCCCUAUGAAAGGAGCAAUGAGAAAAGAGAAAGAGUUGAGAAAUAAGAAGAUUUCACUGGUUAAGGUCUUGUGGAGAAGUUCAAAUAUUGAGGAAAUGACAUGGGAACGGGAAGAUGAAAUGAGAUCCAAAUACCCAGAGUUAUUUGGGUAA
Molecule: messenger RNA, 2316 nt
Organism: Humulus lupulus (European hop)
Lineage: Eukaryota; Viridiplantae; Streptophyta; Magnoliopsida; Rosales; Cannabaceae
Exons: 7
Coding region: 1-2316 (771 amino acids)
Biological process (GO): DNA integration
Molecular function (GO): nucleic acid binding; zinc ion binding
Source: RefSeq, a predicted model, not a curated record